UAUUUUAAAUGCACUUCCCGUUGCAUUACAAGAUGAAGAAUCCAAAGAAAAUCAAAGAUAUGCAUCAAGACUAUUACACGAUUUUAUUCGUACACAAAAUACACAAACAACCGUCCAAACUCGUAUGUUAUUAUCAUUUGAAGAAUUAGCUCGAAAUCAACAAUAUGAAAUACCACAAAAUAUUCUCGAUCGUAUUGAAGAAUUUUUAUCGACUAUAUCAAAAGAUGUACAUGAAAAUUACGGCAAAUGUGCAAUGUUAACGUCAUUGUUCUUACAAUUAACAUACAAACAUUACAAAUUAAAUGA
Didymodactylos carnosus is the source of this 306-nucleotide messenger RNA. The record is from the annotation of a GenBank genome assembly. Lineage: Eukaryota; Metazoa; Rotifera; Eurotatoria; Philodinida; Philodinidae.